Messenger RNA from Phytophthora infestans T30-4, 1034 nucleotides. Its product is annotated as 2-acylglycerol O-acyltransferase, putative. Gene Ontology annotation, cellular component: endoplasmic reticulum membrane. Bases 1 to 963 code for a protein of 320 amino acids. Gene Ontology annotation, biological process: triglyceride biosynthetic process. Gene Ontology annotation, molecular function: diacylglycerol O-acyltransferase activity. Lineage: Eukaryota; Oomycota; Peronosporomycetes; Peronosporales; Peronosporaceae. The record is from RefSeq and is a predicted model, not a curated record. The transcript is spliced from 5 exons.
AUGGAGCAAGAUAACGGGGUCACUUCACCAUCCACGACCCAGAGGGGGGGCGCCCCGCUCGCGUACGAGACGCCUGGAUUCUUCUCCGAAGAUUCACGCGUGCCGCAGUGGGCUCAGAACCUCGCGACGGACCUCUUUAGCUUCGUAACCAUCCACUACAACGUCUGGGGCGUGCCCUUCGUCGUGCUUUUCUACUAUCUCUACAGUUUUGGUUACGGUUACUGGUGCCCAGAAGACGGCAGAAGGAAACCCCUGGCCAGCCUUCCGCUCCAUCAUGAGCUGGACAGCAACAAAAAGUACAUCUUCGGAUUCCACCCUCACGGCAUCAUUGUGCUGUCACGUGUCUCCACCUAUGGCGGCAACUGGGAAAAGGUCUUCCCAGGCAUCCCGACACGAGCAUUGGGCGCCUCGACGAUGUUCUACGUCCCACUGGGCCGUGAACUCUGUCUGUGGCUUGGCGGCGUCGACGCCUCCCGCUCCACGGCCGACAAGGUUCUGAACGACGGCACUAGCAUUGUCGUGUACCCUGGCGGUGUCCCGGAAAUCUUCAAGACGGACCCCAACUCCAAGGUGAACGAACUUGUGUUGAAGAAACGUCUCGGUUUCGUCAAGUUGGCUAUGCGCCACGGCGCGGAAUUGGUUCCAAGCUUCGUGUUCGGAGAGAAGUGGCUCUACAACAUGUGGAACCCUCCUCAGGGUGUGAUCGACUUUUUCCGCAAAACGCUCAGGAUCCCCAUGAUCGUCUUCUGGGGAAAGUUCAUGUGGAUGCCCAAGCAGCCGCCCAAGGGCAAGCGAUUUGGCGUCGUGUACGGCAAGCCUAUUCCUACCAAGCUGACAGCUAAUCCCUCCGAGGAAGAGAUUCGCGCUGUGCACACGCAGUACGUUGCGGAGAUCCAGCGACUCUUUUCGGAGUAUAAGAAGGACUUCGGCUACGACGAUGACGAGACGUUGCUCAUCAACUAGGCUAGAUGGAACUCGUGAACAUGAUCUAUUCCGUCUUCUAUGAUGUGAAUUCAAAGCUCUCUGGAAUUUAA